Messenger RNA from Liolophura sinensis, 3854 nucleotides. Its product is annotated as leucine-rich repeats and immunoglobulin-like domains protein 1. The transcript has 2 exons. The record is from RefSeq and is a predicted model, not a curated record. NCBI's taxonomy places the organism in Eukaryota, Metazoa, Mollusca, Polyplacophora, Chitonida, Chitonidae. Gene Ontology annotation, molecular function: protein binding. Bases 36 to 2183 code for a protein of 715 amino acids.
UUGCUUAUGGUCUUGGAACUGUCUCGUGCUCCUGGAUGCAGCGUAUACUGAUUCUGGUCUCAGUCCUAAAUGGUGCAUACCUGGUCUCUUGUGCCACAGACAUCUCAUCAUGUGACCUUCCACUAAACAUACAGUGCAACUGUACCUUAGACGUCUCCCUGGGUGCUUACAACAUAUCCUGUGAAGGCAGUGUCACGGAUAGUCUGAUUCUGGCUGGAAAUUCCACUCAGCCAAUCAAAAUCUAUCAUCUGGAUCUCUCUUCCAAUCAGAUGGCGGGAAUUCCAGAGAACUUUCUACAAGGAAUUUCAGAAGUUUCCUUCUUGGAUUUAUCAAACAAUUCACUUACGGAUAUCCCGGUGGCCAUCUUCAUGCCUGGUUUGUCUGUUGGUGAACUGUGCCUAGAUCGUAACUUGAUCCAGUUGCUGAAUGUCAGCCAUCUUUCUCCACUGACCAACAUGAGUAGACUGGUUCUCUCUAACAACAACAUCACAGAAGUGACCGGUCGCCUUUCCUACAACGCCUCUGAGGGCAUACCUGCCUUAGACCUGUCGUUCAACCGACUGACCAAGCUGGACCCAACAGUCCUCUUCUAUUUAAGUGAUGUCCACUCUCUUGACCUUAGCCAUAACUCACUUCAGACCCUGGACAUCUUCCCCAGCAUGCUGACCAAACAUCUCAACCUCAGCUACAACCGGCUUUCCAAUCUGGCCAGUGAAACCUUUCAGCAUAUGGCUCAUCUCCAGGAGCUGAAACUAGCAAACAAUAACUUCCAGCAUGCCGUGCCACAGUGGUUUACAGGCCUUCAAAGCCUGACAACUCUCGACUUAUCCCACAACAACAUAUCUCGGCUGGCAAACAUGCUGCUUGCAAACCUACCUCGAAUUCACACCCUUGACCUCAGCCACAACCAGCUGGUCAAGGUCGGCUCGCAGGAGUUUACUGGGAUCAAAUCUUCUCUCAAAACUCUCAACCUUGGCUUUAACCGCAUUUCAGCAGUGGACAAGUUCAGCUUUGUGUGGUUGGAGCACCUCACUAGCCUGAUUCUUGCUGCCAACCACCAGUUGAACAGCCUCUACCAGGUUCAACUUCCACCUCAUGUGGCCUUCUUGGACCUCACCAACUGCUCCAUCAGCGAACUCUAUGCCUGUGACUUCAACCGCCUAGUCGACCUGAAGUAUCUCCAUCUCCAAGGCAACAAUCUCACAUGUGACUGUCACAUGACCUGGCUCCUCAAAUGGUGGCAAGAUUCCAUGGACAGAGACUUGAGAAUUCAGACUGAAAAGGACCAGCCUUGGAUCUGCAAAGUGCAGGACUCUCUUCUGAAUUUUCAUACUUUUCCAUCUGAGGAGUUUGUCUGCCAUGAGAAAGCUCACAAAUUGGCGUUCUGCGAAUCCAAUCCUGAACCGGAGUAUCAAACCAACUCCAAUGCAUCUGACAGUAUUCCGAUGGCAGAGGACAUUGACCUUCAGAUGAAUACCACGACCGACUCUGAAUCCAUCCUCUGUAGGUGGUCAAUCAGUUCCGCAUACCCCAUCUACGGAUUCAAGUUUGUGUUCUCCGGCUCGGAGGAGGGUGUGAAAGUGUCGCCAUGGAUACACAGAUCGCAGAGAGAGUACAUUAUGAACGACAUUCUCAGCUACACCAACUACAAUGUGUGCAUCAACGCCUACCAUAACCAGACCCUGCUGAUCGCCACAGCAUGUGACUCCAUCUACGUUAUCUCCUACAAAGUCUAUGUGGGCAUAAUGGCGGGAAUGGUGGCCAUCAUUCCCUGCUUUAUAGUACUCAUCAUCGUCAUAUGGAAGGACCGAGGGGCAUCUAAAUAUGAGCCACUUCUAGUGAAUAGAGACAGCCAUUCGAAAAAGGAGAUCGGAUUGAGGCGUGGCUUCAUGGUCACAUCGGCCCAGCCGUCCACAAAUCAGGCCUCCAACAGCAAAACCAGUAACAUCUGCCCUAAAGAGAUCGAAAGUUAUAUCAACGAAUCAUUUGCCUUCACAGACGAAUCGAGUUACAACUCUAGAAGUAGUCAGAACAAGUCUCUCCAUCCACAACCCGUCAAUGGUACAAGUGAGGCAAGUGCGCCAAAGGCAAAGGAGGACAGUUCAAGUCUUCCAUGGAAUUCAAUAGGUGCAAACAUUCAGUGCUGUGAUGUUGACCAUAGUGAUUUCUCUACCAGAGUGUGAAGUCAAGAGCAAAGAAGAACUUUUAGUUAUCUAUUUGUGGAUUCAUGAUCAGAGGUAUUCAGUUACUGAUGUAACUCUGUAAUCUGUGAUGAAGAAUCUAUGCUUCAGAUCUUUAUCAUUAAGCACAGUGCUGGGCCUUGAUGGACAAUCUCUCUCGAAGAAUUACAAAAGAUUUGUUCAGUGGCGAAGAAAACUAUCUGGCCAUUCAAGGUGAUAAAGUUUUGUCGUACUUUAUUAUAGUAGGGCGUGUGCUUUGGAUUGUAAGUUCCUAAAGUUUUUUGUAAUCAAACGAAAAUAGUUUACAAGACUUUCUCAACAUGUCUGAUGCCAGCAGGUCUGGCUAUUCAUAGUUUAUGUGUGACCGCCACAGCAGUGCUGAUGAGUGACACUGAUAACGUUGGUGCCAUGUGACCAUAUCAGUGCUCUGAGUGAAGUCGAUAACCAGUGCCUUGUGAGGUCAAUCUAUAUGGUGUCAUUUCAAGGUGACACUAUUCUUGUGAGAUAUUGACACUCAAGCUUUGAUUGUGCAAAACCUCCAGGUGUGUUUAUACCCAAAACCAUGAACAACCUUACAAGCACUGUAGAUAAUGACUGCUAAGGCAAAGAGAAAGGAAACUUCUGGUAGCCAGUAUGGUUAAACUAUGCAGGUUAUUGGGAAGCAUGAAUACUGAUAGUCUCGUGCAUUAAUCUAUGCUGAAAUGGACUUUAAAAAAUACACUCAACAUUUCCUCAUUUACACUUCCUCAACAUUUUACUGGUGUACAAAAUACCCUUUGUUUUUAUACAUUUUUUUAUCAAGUUUAUAUCAUUUCCAACAAGUAUCCACUCAAAUUGAAAAAACAAACAAACAAAAAAAAAAAACAAGUGGCAAAUGCUUGCCUAAUUUAAAUCUCUGAUCUUCAUUCCAAUUGGAGCUUGAUUUGUCCUGUGAUAUCACACACAUUACUUCUCAUAGGCAGACAAGAAUUUACACAAUAUCUUGCCUGUAUUCCAUGCCUUGUGAUACACUGUGCAAUUUGCAGUCAGAGUCAGUUCAUGUUCAACAAAUAAUAAGUUUCUCGAUUAGAACAGAGAUAGGGAAGGCUCCUCAGAAGUUUAGUUAAAUCAUGUGACACUGACCUACACAUGCCUUAUCUAGGUACAGGGUUUUUAACAUUAUGAACAUCAUGUGCUCUUUUACCCUGUCUUUAUCUGUGGUGUCAUGCAGUCCGCUUUUACUAGCAUUUCUAGUUCAUAAAAAUCCUAAUUUGAUAAGUUUAUUGAUCAAGAUAGGUUUAUGUGAAGUAUAUCAAAGGAGCAUGCCUAUAAAAAUUAACUGGUUCAGUUGAGAAAUAUUACACACAACUCCAUUAACUACAAAGUAACUUUUAUGAUUUACAAAGACUUGUAAACUUGUUUUAUGUAUGCCUGGCACUAACACAGUUGGUGUGUAAACAAUUUAAUACAAUUCUUCUUUAUAGAAAUUCAGCAAUGUACAACAUAUACACAAACAUUACAAUGCAUACAUUGAACACAUCACCUGUAUGAAAACCUGACUGCAAAAGGAAUAUAACACAAUUCUUGUACAUAGAAAGAUCUUUUUGGGGUAUUUUAUAAUGUCUGUCAGAAUAACACACUAUAUAUUUGUAAGAUAAACUUUUAAUGCAUUCAAUAAAUUCAUCCUCUCUAUAU